AUGCGUUGCAAGAACAGCUCUUUCUUUCUCAUUUGGCUUACAUUGCUAAUAAAACGUGAGCAACCCACCGUUGAAACAUGUACAUGCCUAACGAGCAGCAUUAUCAGUUUCGUCUUUGAUGAAUACACGUGGAAUUACGACCUAAGCCAGCCUUAUACCGACUAUCAAGGCAAACUAAUCCCUUCAAGAAUUCCGUACACUGCCUUCAUCUCAGGUCCCACUGUCGGCGGCUCAUUCGGGAAGGGUGAUAAAGCACCAAGGGCUGUAACCAAGUUGCAUUAUCAAAAAUUGUGCCCCAAGCCUCUUACCAUGAAAAGUAACCACGUGAACGACAAACUCGACCCAUAUGCUGAUGCGAGCGUCAUGAUGAAAGCAUGGGCUGAGAAGUUAAGGCAAACGCGAGCAAAGUGUAUCGAGGUCGGACCAUCGAACCAGAUCUUUAGCUACAUGGUUUUCGGAGACGGGAGGCGUGUCCAACCCUUCUUUGAUGAAUUCGUAAAUUCUCCAAUCUUGAAACGCUUCACCUGGUCCUCUCUUGUCAAUGACGCUGUGUCCACCAAUAUCCACCUAUUUUCCGAUGCUCCUAAAGCAGAAGAUCGUCCUCUAUCUUCAAUUCGGCUCUUACAAGAGGAUGACGACAUUGAAGACGCCACCAACCCCAUUCCAGGACUACUUGCUAUUCAUGUUCGAAGAGGGGACUUUCUGGAUCACUGCCGGAACCUUGCAAGCUGGGAAGCCGAAUAUAUGGGUUGGCUACGAAUUCCAUUACUCGUUGAUCGGUUCAAGAAGCCAGUUCGAACAGGGUCUGAAGACAAUGAAGCAAUCAUGAAUCAUUAUUUGAAACAUUGUUGGCCAACCAUUGAAGAGAUCGUACAGAAGAUCGAUGCAGUGAGGCAGACAUCCGAUGGCCGUGGUUUGACUAGAGUCUACAUUAUGACGAAUGGUCCGACUGAUUGGAUAGAGGAUUUGAAAAACAAUAUCAUGGAUAUGGGUGGAUGGGAGGGUGUCGCAUCCUCGAGAGACCUUACAUUGGUCCCAGAGCAGAAAUACAUCGCACAGGCUGUCGACAUGGCCAUUGCGAUGCGCUCGCAAAUGUACAUUGGUAAUGGAUUCUCGAGCCUUAGUGCAAACGUUGUUAUUCUCCGCCUUAGUCGAAAAUUCCCCGCGUUGGCAAAUCGUCUUUGGUGA
Messenger RNA from Fomitiporia mediterranea MF3/22, 1188 nucleotides. RefSeq lists its product as uncharacterized. The coding region runs from base 1 to 1188 and encodes 395 amino acids. Lineage: Eukaryota; Fungi; Basidiomycota; Agaricomycetes; Hymenochaetales; Hymenochaetaceae. The transcript has 5 exons. The record is from RefSeq and is a predicted model, not a curated record.